Molecule: messenger RNA, 2960 nt
Organism: Limulus polyphemus (Atlantic horseshoe crab)
Lineage: Eukaryota; Metazoa; Arthropoda; Merostomata; Xiphosura; Limulidae
Product: spondin-1-like
Exons: 13
Coding region: 54-2363 (769 amino acids)
Biological process (GO): cell adhesion
Cellular component (GO): extracellular matrix
Molecular function (GO): serine-type endopeptidase inhibitor activity
Source: RefSeq, a predicted model, not a curated record
ACGAGCGUAGACAUUAUCAUCGAUAAUCACUCGUGACUUUCCAUUCAGCAACAAUGAACACCACAGGGGUUAUAUUAUUUAUCAAUUUUGCCGUUUCGUUAAUGCUAGUGGGUAUAGAUCCCCAUUUCUGCAGUGCCGAUCAUUCUACACAAGUCUACCUACCGCAGCAACUCACGGGACGACUAUGUCGACGGGAACCUGCUGGAAUAGGAAGCAAAAAAUAUUUAGGUGAUGGUGGGUUUAAAAUCAAGGUAUCCGGAGACCCUGAAAAAUAUAUACCGGACAAGGUUUAUACUGUAAUCCUUCAGAGACUUGGAAUCCAAUUCAACAUCCAUCAGUUUAUGGGAUUUAUGCUGGUGGUACAGAAAAGUGUGAACCUGACCUCAACUAACCAAACCGUGACCCCAGAAGUUGGCUAUUUUCAACUGUUUGGAGAUGCCCUUUCGACCUUCUCAGAAGACUGUCCGAACACCAUUGUCCAAACUUCUAGCAUUCCAAAGUCAGAAGUUCAAGUGAUGUGGCGGGCACCACCGAGUGGAUCAGGCUGUGUAGUUUUCAAAGCAACGGUGAUAGAGAACCAGAAGAAGUGGUAUAUGGACGACGGCGGAUUGACACAUGUUCUUUGUGAGGAAAAAAACGAAAGCCUAGAAGAACAGACCACAACCCUUGAAUACUGUUGUGCUUGUGACGAAGCUAAGUAUGAAGUAAUUUUCGAAGGAUUAUGGUCACGACAAACACAUUCCAAGGACUUUCCAAAUAAUGAAUGGCUGACUCACUUCUCGGACAUAAUCGGCGCCUCCCAUGGAGCAUCCUUCCGGAUGUGGGAAUACGAUGGAUACGCUUCGGAAGGAGUACGUCAGCUGGCAGAAUGGGGUGCCACAAAAGAGCUGGAGGCAGAGCUGAAAGCAGAGUCCCACAAGAUCCGCACAAUCAUCAAGGCAAGAGGAUUACGGUAUCCAAAAAUGAAUAGUAAAACUUUUGCAGUUUUCCGAGUGGACAGAAAACACCAUUUAAUGUCUCUUCUAAGCAAGCUUGGACCCAGCCCAGAUUGGAUAGUAGGGGUGAACAGACUCGAACUGUGCCUCAAGAACUGCUCGUGGGUGAAUGAAAAAGUUAUUAACUUAUACCCGUGGGAUGCUGGUACAAACAGUGGAGUCACUUACAAUUCAUCAAAUAACCUAACAAAUCCUCAGGAAAAAAUUCAACAAAUUUCAUCGAAGUUUCCAAAAAACUCUCAAUCUCCGUUCUUUAACCCUACUGGUGUCCAGAUGAAGCCUGUCGCCAGGUUAACGGUCUCUAAGCAACGUGUUUACGAGAAGUCUUGUAAUCAGAUCGACGGUACUUUCACAUAUACGGCAGGAGAACCGGAAUACGAUCACGAAAGGCCUGCGUGUGCUGUUACUAAAUGGACAGAGUUCUCCGCUUGUAGUGUCUCCUGUGGUCAUGGAAUUCGGGUGCGGAGAAGAAAAUACUUGAAUGAACAAAAAGCAAAUAAGGUGGAAUGUCUAAAUCAGCUGGAAGAGAAGAAGCUCUGUGACAUUGACUGUGUAGGCUGUAACACAACACCUUGGAAUAACUGGUCCGACUGCAGCGUCACUUGCGGUAAGGGAUCUCGUACAAGAAAACGGAAAUAUCUUCACUCUAAGGCGAGGAAAUUCUGCUACCUGAAUCUAACAGAGAAAGAAGGGUGCAUGGGGAUAAAACCUGAAUGCGACGGAAGAAGACUAAUUGACAAAAGAUGUGCGGUAACCUGGUGGUCAGAAUGGUCGCCGUGUGCAGCAACGUGUGGUAAGGGUAUCAAGGUCCGCACGCGACGAUACCUAAGCCCUGCAGCUACAAAUAAAUGCAACCUUGAGUUAAUGGAAAAGACAACCUGUGUGGCUGAUAGAUUAGAUUGUACCCUCUACUUUUUUGAUGCAAAAGAGAUAUGUAACGAGCCUAAAGAGGUUGGACCUUGUAGGGGCUAUUCUUCCCACUGGUAUUUCGAUCCCACGAAAGGAAUGUGUCUACAGUUCAUUUAUGGUGGCUGCCGUGGAAAUCGAAACAAUUUUAAAAGAUACUCCGAUUGUAAACAGUUUUGCGAGAUGACGAUGUCAAAAGCAGCUCCUGCGAGUUCCGUGAACACUCUGUCGACAUCCCCUGCUUUUUCUGAAAGAACUAGUGAUUUGGUUGUAUUAGACUGUAAGGUCACUGGAUGGUCUGACUGGACAUCCUGUAGCGCCACCUGCGGGAAUGCUUGGAAACAACGGAGGCGAAUGAUGAAGGUAGAACCGCAACAUGGCGGAAAAUCUUGUCGACGAAAGAUGAAGCAAAGACACAAGUGUCGAAAUAUUCCAAAAUGUCGAAGGCCUGUAGUUUUAUAGAUGUCUAUAUUGUAAAACGCUAAGCUGUUUUAGGUUUUUUUAAUUCUUUUUGUCGUAAACUUGUUUUUUGAAACUCGUAAUCCUUACAUGGUCUAUGGCCGAAAUGCUACUACUGAAUUCAGUUGUCUUGUUUUUUUUUUAGAUGUAAUGACAUUCAACAUAUGAUCUUCAUUUAUAUAUUUUAUUUGAACGUGUGUAUAAGAAGAGCACUAAGAAAAUUAAUCAUUUACUGUUGAUAUUUUUAUCUAACUGCUGUUGGUUUUCUUCAUGUAACUGCUAUUGAUUUUGUUUGUCUAACUUUCAUGUUUAGUUUGUUAGACUAGCAGUUAUUUGUUACAGCUUCAAACUCUAAAUGAAAAACAAGUUUUACCUAACUAGUUCUUAUCUUAUUUACAAAAUAAACAGUGUGUUACAGGAAAGAACUCAAUAUUACAAUACAUCUACCUUAAGUAAUGGUACGUCACUCAACAAUGCUUACAAAGAAAAUACAUGUAAUUAAAAGAAAAAUGUGUGUCAGUCAGUCUGUGCGUGUAUGCUUGCUCAUUCACCUGGAAAACCAGUGUUCCCAUUGACUAAUUCUACGGUGGUAUUUCUACA